AUGGCUUCUGAUCCCUUCAACCGCCCCAACAGCAGCUCCUCCUCUUUCAUCCUGGUGGGUGUCCCCAGCCUGGAAGCCUUCCCCACCUGCCUGGGCAUCCUCUUCUCCUCGAGCUACAUCAUCGCCUUGGUAGGGAACAGUGUAGUUCUGCUUGUCAUUGGGCUGGACAACUCCCUGCGGGACCCCGUCCAUUGCUUCCUGGGGAUGCUGGCGGUCAUUGACGUGGUGAUGGUGACGUCCAUCAUCCCCAAGAUGCUGAGCAUAUUCUGUCUGAGCUCUGCAGAGAUCGGUUACACGGCCUGCUUUGUUCAGAUGUUCCUUGUUCACUCCACGACAUCGGAGGAGUCGGGAGUGCUCCUGGCCAUGGCUGUCGACCGCUACAUUGCCAUCUGUCACCCUCUCCGGUACCAAGCCAUCUUGAAUCGCCAAACCAUUGCCCAAAUAGGCUUGGCCAUCAUGGUGAGAGGUGUCCUCUUCAUGGUCCCGUUGACCGGGAUGGUGACAAAGCUCCCGUACUGCCGUUCCCGCGUGGUUCCCCAUUCCUACUGCGAGCACAUGGCCGUGGCCAAGCUGGCAUGCACGGACCCCAGACCCAGUGGGCUUUACAGCAUGGCUGGCUCCUCUCUUAUCGUAGGGAUGGAUGUGGCUUUCAUUGCCGUGUCCUAUGGGAUGAUCCUGAAAACUGUCCUGGGGAAGAAAUCCUGCCAGAAAGCCUUCAGCACCUGCGGGUGUCACAUCUGCGUGCUGCUGCUGUAUUACAUCCCGGGGAUCGUCUCCAUAUACGCACAGCAUUUUGGCAGCGGCGUAUCCGUGCGCGCACAGGUUCUGCUGGCGGAUCUCUACCUGAUCCUGCCCGCCAUGCUGAACCCCAUCGUUUAUAGCAUGAGGACCAAGCAGAUCCAUCAGGCUGUGCGCAAAAUGCUCUUCCAGGAAGGUUCAAGCCUGAUGCAGUAG
Messenger RNA from Pterocles gutturalis (yellow-throated sandgrouse), 954 nucleotides. Its product is annotated as olfactory receptor 52I2-like. Gene Ontology annotation, biological process: G protein-coupled receptor signaling pathway. The record is from RefSeq and is a predicted model, not a curated record. Lineage: Eukaryota; Metazoa; Chordata; Aves; Pterocliformes; Pteroclidae. Bases 1 to 954 code for a protein of 317 amino acids. The transcript has a single exon. Gene Ontology annotation, molecular function: G protein-coupled receptor activity; olfactory receptor activity. Gene Ontology annotation, cellular component: membrane.